Messenger RNA from Cuculus canorus (common cuckoo), 1333 nucleotides. RefSeq names its product methyl-CpG binding domain protein 2 (gene MBD2). Gene Ontology annotation, molecular function: DNA binding. The record is from RefSeq and is a predicted model, not a curated record. The coding region runs from base 65 to 874 and encodes 269 amino acids. Lineage: Eukaryota; Metazoa; Chordata; Aves; Cuculiformes; Cuculidae. The transcript has 7 exons.
GGGGGGGGCGGUGCGCGCGCAGCCGCCGCCAUCGCCGCGGGGAAAGCGGAGGCAGCGCCGGUGGAUGGACAAACCGGGGAGGAUGGACUGUCCCGCGCUGCCGCCGGGCUGGAAGAAGGAGGAGGUCAUCCGCAAGUCGGGGCUCAGCGCAGGAAAGAGCGAUGUCUACUAUUUCAGUCCAAGCGGGAAGAAGUUCCGGAGCAAACCUCAGCUGGCGAGAUACCUGGGCAACACGGUGGACCUCAGCAGCUUCGACUUCCGGACGGGGAAGAUGAUGCCCAGUAAAUUGCAGAAGAACAAACAAAGACUAAGGAGCGAGUCCCUCAACCAAACCAAGGGCAAACCGGACCUCAACACCACGCUGCCCAUCAGGCAGACGGCCUCCAUCUUCAAGCAACCCGUCACCAAAGUCACCAACCACCCCAGCAACAAAGUCCGCACGGACCCGCAGCGAGUGACCGAACAGCCUCGGCAGCUCUUCUGGGAGAAGAGGCUCCAAGGACUGAGCGCCUCCGACGUCACCGAGCAGAUCAUCAAGUCCAUGGAGCUCCCCAAAGGUCUUCAAGGAGUUGGUCCGGGGAACAACGAUGACACUUUAUUGUCCGCCGUCGCCAGUGCUUUACACACCAGUUCGGCGCCCAUCACCGGACAACUCUCGGCGGCGGUGGAGAAGAACCCGGCGGUUUGGCUCAAUACGGCGCAGCCGCUCUGCAGGGCCUUCAUCGUCACCGAUGAGGACAUCAGAAAACAAGAAGAACGCGUUCAACAAGUCCGGAAGAAACUGGAAGAAGCACUUAUGGCCGACAUAUUGUCCCGAGCGGCCGAUACCACCAGAGACCUCGAGGUGGACAUGGACAACGGAGAUGAAGCAUGAAGAGAAAUCAGGUACUUUGGAUCCAUCGGUGGAGGAACCUCCUCGAUGUCCACAGCACUUUCUUUUGGGGUCUUUUGGAGAAGACACCGCCCAACGCACAUUUGUAGAGCUUCAAACUUAGCAUUAAAGCCUUUUGUAGAAGACCUAUUUUUGAUGUCGAGAUCUUCUCCGAGAAGACACUUUAUUUUCUCUCCAAAGGACUUCUGAGUCCUCUUUUGAUAUCUUUUGGACCUUCUCAUCUUCCAACCGACGUUGAGCUCUUCACGAAGAGGUCCUAAAACCCUUCUGGAGUCCUCUUGAGGAGAAGAAGAUGGAGUUUCAGGGGGGGGGUUUGGGGCUGGAGAAGAGGAGAACCUCAAGAUGGUGAGGUUGGAGGACCUCAAGAUGUUGAGGUGGAGAAGAGGACCUCAAGAUGGUGAGGUUGGAGGACCUCAAGAUGUUGAGGUGGAGAAGAGGACC